Ictalurus punctatus (channel catfish) is the source of this 2420-nucleotide messenger RNA. It is a transcript of the gene etf1b, whose product is annotated as eukaryotic translation termination factor 1b. Bases 132 to 1463 code for a protein of 443 amino acids. The record is from RefSeq and is a predicted model, not a curated record. Gene Ontology annotation, cellular component: translation release factor complex; cytosol. Gene Ontology annotation, biological process: cytoplasmic translational termination. Lineage: Eukaryota; Metazoa; Chordata; Actinopteri; Siluriformes; Ictaluridae. The transcript is spliced from 11 exons. Gene Ontology annotation, molecular function: translation release factor activity, codon specific; sequence-specific mRNA binding.
UUUCCACCCACUACCUCCCCGCUGCACGUGAGCGUCUAGUGAACCUCCACGCGCAGCGAGAACAAACCGGUUGCUAACAGCUCGAACAUCAAAGACACUCGGCCUAUCUUGAAAGAACACAGGAGGGAAAGAUGGCGGAUGACCCGAACGCUGCGGACAGGAACGUGGAAAUCUGGAAGAUUAAGAAGUUGAUUAAAAGUCUUGAAGCAGCCAGAGGGAAUGGCACCAGUAUGAUUUCCCUCAUCAUCCCCCCAAAAGACCAGAUCUCCCGGGUGGCUAAGAUGCUGGCAGACGAGUUCGGCACGGCGUCCAACAUUAAGAGCAGAGUUAACCGACUGUCUGUGCUGGGAGCCAUCACAUCAGUACAGCAGAGACUCAAACUCUACAACAAGGUGCCCCCCAAUGGCCUGGUGGUGUACUGCGGAACCAUCAUGACUGAGGAGGGCAAAGAGAAGAAAGUCAACAUCGACUUUGAGCCGUUCAAGCCGAUAAACACGUCCCUGUAUUUAUGCGACAACAAGUUUCACACGGAGGCUCUUACCGCACUGCUCUCGGAUGACAGUAAGUUCGGUUUUAUUGUGAUCGACGGCAGUGGCGCUCUCUUUGGAACUCUGCAAGGCAAUACCAGGGAAGUUCUGCACAAAUUCACGGUAGACCUGCCGAAGAAGCACGGAAGAGGAGGUCAGUCUGCCCUGCGAUUCGCCCGGCUGAGGAUGGAGAAAAGGCACAACUAUGUGAGAAAGGUGGCGGAGACGGCCGUGCAGCUGUUCGUCUCCAACGACAAGGUCAACGUGGCCGGGAUGGUCCUCGCCGGGUCGGCCGACUUUAAAACCGAACUCAGCCAGUCGGACAUGUUCGACCCGAGGUUACAAGCCAAAGUGCUGAAACUGGUGGACAUUUCUUACGGCGGAGAGAACGGGUUCAACCAGGCGAUCGAACUGUCGGCCGAGGUUCUCUCUAACGUUAAGUUCAUUCAGGAGAAGAAGCUGAUCGGACACUACUUUGACGAGAUCAGUCAGGACACGGGGAAGUACUGUUUCGGAGUCGAUGACACACUUAAAGCUCUGGAGAUGGGAGCCAUGGAGAUUCUGAUCGUCUACGAGAACCUGGACACCAUGCGCUACGUACUGCGCUGUCACGGAGCAGAGGGAGGCGGGCCCGAAAACGAUGAGAAGACUCUGUAUUUGACACCAGUGCAGGAGAAGGAUAAGUCUCACUUCACAGACAAAGAGACAGGGCAGGAGCACGAGCUCUUAGAGAGCAUGCCGCUGCUCGAGUGGUUUGCCAACAACUACAAGAAAUUCGGGGCUACGCUGGAGAUCGUGACUGACAAAAGUCAAGAGGGCUCGCAGUUCGUCAAGGGCUUCGGCGGGAUAGGUGGAAUUUUGCGAUACAGGGUGGAUUUCCAGGGCAUGGACUAUCAAGUAGAAGACGAGGAGUUGUACAACUUGGAUGACUACUAGGUAGUCGUGACUGAUGACAGCAGAAGUUUCCCCCUUGACAACUCCACGGACAAACAGGAGGAAGGAAAAGACGGUGAAUCUGAGACCUUAAACGCGGCGACCGAGCGCGUUUUGCUCCUCGGCACGUCAUUGACACGUCGCGCAACAACAGUACGGACACGUGAGGAAGUCGUCCGGUCGAGCGCCGUUUCUCAAGCCUCCUUUUUUUUUUUUUUUUUUUUUUUUUUACUGACUCCUGCUGCUGCUGCUUUAUGAGUCCGUGGCAUUUUUAAUAACGUACACGAAAAGCCGAGGGGAUUAACCGCGCGCCGCCGCCUCGAGCUCGUCGUCCUGAUUUCCGUUUCUGCUGCGUGCGAUCAAUCUCUGAGCCAGUUAAAUCUCUGUGACGGACCGGCGCGUAGCCGGAUCGCCCGUCUCCGUGCCACUGAAGACGGACAUGUGUCUCGCUUUAGCCUUUAGGAAACAUCCCAAACUGUUUGAGUGCCUGAAAAAUUUUUAAUGACUGCGCAGUUCACCCGGAUCUGAACUCGGGGGCUGUUUUAAUCUGUGAUUUGGAUUGAUGAGCUGUGAGUUUAUAUUCUCUUAACUGCAAGCUGGAUUAGUGACUUUAGAACACCAGAUCGCACUGGAAGCACUCAAAUUUGUGGAUUUUUCAUCUUCCACUUCCUGCCUUUCUACAUCCGGUCUAUCGACGGGCAGAUUUGGUUUUAGAAAAAUAGGAAGUGCGACAUGAAACUGAUGUAGGACCUUAUCACACUCUUUAUUCUGAUACACUAGACAGCAGGCAAAACCCAUUUAUAUAGUCUAAUGAGAAAACACACACACAAAGGAUGCUUUCUAUUUUAACACAUUAUAUCCUGUAUUUUCUCAUCUCCGUGCCUAAUCCAUCAAUAUUUUGUAUAAAUCAUUUGUUACACGAGGUCACAGAUAUUAAACGUUGUCAUCGUUUGCACAUUG